Aspergillus wentii DTO 134E9 is the source of this 1341-nucleotide messenger RNA. RefSeq lists its product as uncharacterized. Lineage: Eukaryota; Fungi; Ascomycota; Eurotiomycetes; Eurotiales; Aspergillaceae. The coding region runs from base 91 to 1197 and encodes 368 amino acids. The transcript has 3 exons. The record is from RefSeq and is a predicted model, not a curated record.
UACACAGCCUCAAUGACAAGGACACGUAGCAGCCUUGCGCUUAUUAUAUAUUAAAACCUUCAGCUGUAAAGAUAAAGAAAUCAACUAACAAUGGCAUCAUUUUUAUUCGGUAUCGGCCAGGCAAUUCUAUUCAGAGAUCACAAGAAAAAACUAAAAAGAUAUCACGAGGAAGCCACGAUAGAAUCCAUCCUCGACGAUCUCACAAAAAUACUCAAACCAAAAUCCAACCAGCUGGACAGUCUACAGACAAGAUUCAGCAUUGACGGUGCACAAGACACCGAGCGAUACUGGGACGAGGCAUGUUUCGCAAGAUACCUCAAAAACCAACAUGGGAUCCUCAUCCCCGAACCAGCCAUCCCGAUCCUCUGGCGAUGUCUGCAUUUCUACGCCUACCAUCCAUUCCAACAUACGGCUCCAGACAGACUCGACUAUAAAGCCUUCCAACGCGCGAUAGCACUUCUGGCCGUCCAAGGAACAGACCUCCUCGGUACGGAUGAAUACGGCGACGCUUACUGGCAUAACAACCGAGAGUAUGCGGAAAAGGCUGAUUUCAAGCGCAUAUUCCGGAGUAUUUCUGUUCCUGUUGAGGAGGUCAAGUAUGAGUCGGUGGAUGUGUUGAAUGAUGCGAUGGAUGUGCUGGCUAUGGUGCAGCCUCGUAUGAUGCCGUUUUUACCUUCACAGAGUGAGCUGGAACCUGUGGUUAGGAGGGUGCUUGGGGAUGGAAUCAGUGUGCGGUAUGACCUGCAGAGAAAGGAUCUGGUGGUGUUGGUGGAUUUGAUGUUGAAGUUGAGGUUGUAUACACCGAGAUGGGGUGAUAAUUUCCAUUACGGGACGUUUGAACGAUCAGAUUCAGGGGGUCUGGCUGAUAUACUCGUUGAUGCGCUCGGAGAUCUAUCAGAACUGUCUGAUACUGCCAUGGAGCUACUGGUAAGCUCACCACCGUAUACACAGAUCAUGCUAAUGUCCAGUCCAACCUCCACCGCCGCUUCCACCAACUCUGGGCCGUCAUCCUCCAGCCAUCCAUGGGGUCUCUAUCCAGAAUCCCACACGGUAUCUCCGGCUCCAUUCCCGCUGCAAUAUCGCUCAUUCUGCCACAAUCCCCACACGCACAUCGAAGACGACAAGAUACGCGAACGUUACUCGAAGAUCCGGUCAAACUGUCAGAUAUACGACUGGCUGUUCCUAUCAAUGCUCUGAAUGAUCAGCAGCCGCAUAUCCUUUUACUCACUGGUUUUGAUGAUGAAACACCAGUUACGGUGGGAGUCCUCUUCCCCGGACCACUUUGGUGGAGGGACUACCGAGGGAGAAAGAGGUAUACGCUUAUGGAUUCGUCGCAUGUUA